Loa loa (African eye worm) is the source of this 423-nucleotide messenger RNA. RefSeq lists its product as hypothetical. Bases 1 to 423 code for a protein of 140 amino acids. Lineage: Eukaryota; Metazoa; Nematoda; Chromadorea; Rhabditida; Onchocercidae. The transcript has 6 exons. The record is from RefSeq and is a predicted model, not a curated record.
AUGGAAUUGAUACAGAUGCACGUGAUGAUCGUGAUGAAGCACCUUGCGUGGCUUGUUCCAACCGAAGAAACUUGUCGUGCCUUACCUAUAUCAGAACUAUAUUCAAUAGUCCUUGGUGAGUAUUCGAUCGACACUGAUCAACCACCGACUUAUCAGGAUCCUAGUGACAUGGGAUUCCUCUUUUCAAAGGACUCCCUAGAAAAUAAAGCAAAUACAAAUCAUCUGGUUGCCAUCCUCGAAAUAAUUUUGGCGAUACAUCUUCGCGAUAGAUUCCAUUACUCGUCAUUCAAGCAUCAAUCAUUGCAGUCAUUUAGGUGCGUAACAACUUCUGAAAAUUUUCAUUUUGUCCUACCCUCAUGGUAUUUGUACGAUUCGGUAUCAUCACGACCAAAAGAAUUCGGUUGUGAUGGUACCGAAUCGUAA